GGUACCGGAGGAUCUUGGCUCUGUAGUCCGGACUAGAAAGAACUAUUCAGGUAUACAGAUCGGAAAAGCUGCUCAGGUUAGUGUUUGCGAUUACUUGCGACUGCGGACAGUGCAUUUUGGUGCGUGAGACAUUUAUAGUUUGUUUAUACUCGGCGUACCGGAAGAUCUUUCUGUGAAUAUGUUGGGGUACUACCUCUUUCUGCUGGUGGUAUACUUGAUAUGUAUAGCUAACAUAUCAGCAUAUGAAACGCCUUCUCCACACCAAUACCACAUCCAAACCGACGAAGGACCUGAGCGAUAUUUCCGAUACCAGACCGAUAGUGGACAAUACCGAAAAGAAAAACGACUCGAAGAUGGCACCGUGGUUGGCACAUACGCCUGGAUCGACGCUGAUGGCAUGUUACGGCAACGUGACUACAUUGCAGACAACGAAGGCUACCGAAUCCUUAAAACCAAAAAUGUUUUUGUUGGAAGAAACAUUAAUGUUGGAGAUGCAAUAAAAUCAGCCAAGAAGUAUCCUGCUACUGCUGGAACACUAGUCAAAACUCGUCCAGAUUCAUACAGAGGUCCUAUCCGAGGAUAUAAUAGUGUAUCUUUUGUGCCCAGUAGUACCCCAUCUCCAAUACCUUCCUCGAGCUACAGUCCUUAUAUUCCAAGCAGUACUCCAUCAACCUAUGAACCUAGUAGUACUCCUUCACCAGUAUCGUUUUCGAGUUAUAACCCAAGUUCGAUUUAUGUUCCUAGUACCACCCCAACGACUGUUCCGUCUAGUAGUUAUAGCCCCAGUUCCAUAUCAACAACACCAGGGUCCCCAUAUUUAAAUCUUGAUUUAUCAUUAAAAUCACUGUCGCCAAGUCCUUACAGUCAUUUAUCUUCAACAGCAGAACCACCGAUUGUACAAAUUACACCAAAUGCAUUCCCUAAAACAAAUUAUGGAUACGUUCCCCUUAACUUUAGUUACUUCAAUGGAAACCAAAUCCACUCCACACCAAUUCCUCUAGUUCAGCCCACCGAAGUUCCUUAUUACCGAUCUCCUACACCUAUAGCCGGUACGACUGAACGCCCUGUCAUAUAUUCCCCCUCAUAUUCUCCAGCUGACUUUGGUUCUUCGCAAGAAGUUGACACCAACUCCUUGGAGUACAAUCCCUACGUACGUCAAGUUAAAGAUACCUAUAGAUUCCAAAAUGGACCUACAUAUCCACUAGAUCGAAAUGGGCGACCGUAUGUUGGAUCAGAUUCUAGACACUCUACAUACGAUGGAGUAUCAGUUACCAACGACGGUUUCAGGUACUACAUACCAAGAGCCUAUCACGAAGAAGAGACUCAACCAGGUGAUAAACGGUCGGGUAGCUUCGGAUAUAUAGAUCCAUUUGGUAUUAGGAGAGUUAUUUAUUACAAUACUGCACCAGGUACCGGGUUCCAGCAUAGAAAGAACAACAGAUAUGUAGGUUUUAAUGCGGCACCUUAUGAUCCUCGGCCUUAUAGCGAAUAGAGCGCCAUGGAGGAAAGUUAACUGUAGAUUCAUCUUGCCAACUUAAGUGCCAAAUGUAGAAGCAAUCGAAGACGAUAUACGAAUAAUAUCGAAAUAAAAAUAAAUUAAAAGAAAGCAUAUUAAAACUGCCAUAAGUGUAAGAAAAUACGGAAUGUCAGAUCAUAAUACAUAUACUUAUGUAAAGAUGUUAAUUUUUAAAAUAUUUCCAUAUUUGUUUUUAUCUUUACUGGACAAAAUCUAGCCAAUAGUCAAGACAUUUCUUUACUCUAUAGCCAGAAGGCAUUAUCAGACUCGAGCAGCGAUAAUUAAAAUAAUUAUUGUUUUUAAAAAUGACAAAUUUUACUUAUACAAUCAUUUAUGAAAUAAAUAGAUGAAACGGAACCUAAUCUUAAACCAUUAGAAGGAUUCUAUCAAUAAAGAGUGGACAGGAAGAUGAAGACCUCAGGAUGCGAUGGAAGGACGAUAUUGUAAAAGUUGCAGGAAUUCAUUGAGAAAGCGCAGACAACGACAGACAGAUAUGGAAAGAUUUGGUUAUGGCCCAUGUCCAAAGUUGGAUAGAAAUGAACUAAAGAAGAAAAAAAUGAAUAAGGAAUAAGGUAUUCAAACAACAGUUGAAAAAAAAAAUAAAAACCUAGAAUGAAGGGAUUUAGUGUGAACCGUUGAAUGUUGAACACAGAAAAAAAAAUUAUUAAAUUAUAAAAUAUAUUUAUAAAAAAAAUAAUAGCAGCGAUAUUAGGACUCAGUGUAGUACCGAAGACGUUGUAAAAUAGCUUAGAACUAGAAAGAGAUUAUGGACAGACCACGUUCAUAGAACUGGUGAUAAAAAAUUUACAAAGACGAAUUGAAUGAAGAGAAACCGAUCACCAGCAGACCACCUGAUAGACCAACCAAACGCUGGUAUGAAUGUUGGACACAGGAAUCCCAACUUGAGCUACAACUUCGAACAAACAGGACAUUGUAUUAAAAUAAGAAGAAAAAGAAAAAGAAGAAGGAAAUGAAGAAGAAAAAGAAGAAGAAGAAGAAG
Messenger RNA from Diabrotica virgifera virgifera (western corn rootworm), 2516 nucleotides. RefSeq lists its product as uncharacterized. NCBI's taxonomy places the organism in Eukaryota, Metazoa, Arthropoda, Insecta, Coleoptera, Chrysomelidae. Gene Ontology annotation, molecular function: structural constituent of chitin-based larval cuticle. The record is from RefSeq and is a predicted model, not a curated record. The coding region runs from base 179 to 1492 and encodes 437 amino acids. Gene Ontology annotation, cellular component: chitin-based extracellular matrix. The transcript has 4 exons.